Oncorhynchus mykiss (rainbow trout) is the source of this 2667-nucleotide messenger RNA. RefSeq names its product ammonium transporter Rh type C. Gene Ontology annotation, cellular component: plasma membrane. NCBI's taxonomy places the organism in Eukaryota, Metazoa, Chordata, Actinopteri, Salmoniformes, Salmonidae. Gene Ontology annotation, molecular function: ammonium channel activity. Gene Ontology annotation, biological process: ammonium transmembrane transport; ammonium homeostasis. The record is from RefSeq and is a predicted model, not a curated record.
UACAGACUGUAGUUUCAGGGUCACAGCCACACUCAGGGCAGGUCAAAGAGCAACACUGUCUCAGUACUUACUCAGCCACCACCAUGGGGAAUUGCAGCCAGGGAUGCAAAGACUAUUUCUCUCGGCAAAAGAACACCAACAUCCGUCUUACACUGCCGGUAGUCUGCUUCGUCUGGCAGAUUGCCAUGAUCAUCCUCUUCGGAGUCUUCAUCCGCUACGACAAGGAGUCGAACGCACACUGGGUAGAGACCAAGGCCCAUGACAACAUCACCAGCGACAUAGAGAAUGACUUCUACUUCAGAUACCCCAGCUUCCAGGAUGUCCAUGUGAUGAUUUUUGUGGGUUUUGGGUUCCUCAUGACUUUCUUGAAGAGGUACAGCUUCGGUGCGGUCGGCUUCAACUUCCUCAUUGCCUCCUUCGGCCUGCAGUGGGCUCUGCUAAUGCAAGGCUGGUUCCACUCUCUAGACCCCCAGACAGGAAAGAUCUUCAUCGGUGUUGAAAGUCUGAUCAAUGCUGACUUCUGUGUGGCGGGCUGUCUCAUAGCCUACGGGGCAGUGCUGGGCAAAGUCAGCCCGGUCCAGCUGUUGGUUAUGACCCUGUUUGGUGUCACUCUGUUCGCUGUGGAAGAGUACAUCAUUCUGAACUUACUUCAUGCUAGGGAUGCCGGUGGCUCCAUGGUUAUUCACACCUUUGGAGGUUAUUAUGGUCUGGCCAUCUCCCGGGUCCUUUACCGACCUAAUUUACACCAGAGCAAGCGUAUGCAGGGCUCUGUGUACCACUCCGAUACCUUCGCCAUGAUUGGCACACUGUUCCUGUGGAUGUUCUGGCCCAGUUUCAACUCGGCCAUUACUGACCAUGGAGACGGUCAGCACAGGGCUGUCAUCAACACCUACCUGUGCCUGGCCUCCACUGUCCUCACCACAGUGGCCAUCUCCAGCCUCUCCCAGAAGACUGGCAAGCUCGACAUGGUGCAUAUCCAGAAUUCCACCCUGGCGGGGGGUGUUGCCUUGGGGACAGCGGCUGAGUUUAUGAUCUCUCCCUACGGCGCUCUGAUCGUGGGCUUCUUCUGCGGCAUCAUCUCUACCAUGGGCUACAUCUUCAUUUCUCCCUUCUUGGAGAAGACACUGAAGAUUCAGGACACGUGUGGAAUACACAACCUGCACGCCAUGCCUGGGGUGAUUGGCGGGAUAGUUGGAGCCAUCACUGCUGCAGCUGCCAGCGAGUCAGUCUACGGAAAGCAGGGGUUGAUCAACACGUUUGACUUCACUGGAGACUUUAAGGACAGAACUGUGUUAACUCAGGGUGGAUACCAGGCCGCUGGCAUGUGUGUGUCCAUCGUCUUCGGGGUUGUAGGCGGAGCUAUAGUCGGUUCCAUCCUGAAGUUACCCAUUUGGGGUGAUCCUGCUGAUGAGAACUGCUUCGAUGAUGAGGUGUACUGGGAGCUCCCUGAUGAAGAGGAGGAGCAUCAGGAGAGUAUCCCUCCCAUUCUGGAGUACAACAACCACAUGAUCCACAAGCAGCAAGACCUAUCUGAGUCCAACUUCUCUGUGGAACACUGUGAAAGCUAAAUACAGAGGUGUGAGGACCCCACUACCCAAAGACGUGCUGCUGGACCACGGAAUUACCACAGAAAUCCAACAGACAACCGCACUCCCCUUAAAUGAAGGCACCUAUACAAGGAACAUUAAAACGUGCUUUCUUGCAUCUUAUGUUAAGGUCAUUACCUACAUUUGAAGCCAUUAGAUACUGUACGUGCCUUCAGCCCUCCCCCCACCACCCACACCAUUAGAUCACAUACACUUCCUAGAUGGUUAUGCACUGACACGGAACACUGUGUCCUGAAUUCUGGUAAAAUGCUGAUCUAUUGAAAGGACCUCUAAGAUCUGCACUUAAUCCACAGUAUGUAUGUGCAACUAUAACCUACUACACAAAAUGGCCAAUAGAGCUUUUCCUGAGUAUUGGUAUACUGUGUAAUAUGUUUUAUAUAUAUAUAUAUAUAUAGUUGAUAUAUAUAUAUAAUCACACACUGUGAAAUCUUUGACCACAACCACAGAAUUGAAUGAGGUUGAGGAAAGGAUUUUUUUAUGAAAUUACUUUGACCAAUCCUCAUUCUGUGGCCUUGUAUGUUGUACAUUUUCUUCCCAUUUUCUUUUCAGAUCAUUUUUUAUUUUAAUACAGCUGGUGCAUAUGUGAAGAGGACUGUAGUUUACUUUUAGUUAAAAGUGAAUAUUUUGUCUAUUGUGCUCUGAAAAACCCCCAAAUGGUUUUGUUCUUUUUUCACAAUGCAGGAGUACCCUUUGAGUCCCCAAUGUGAUCAUUUUCUUUGGUUAAAUACUUUAAAUGUACUUCUACAACUUAUCACUGACUCUUUGUUUGGGAUAACGAUUUAAACUUUACUUGAACGUUUUUGGUAACAUAAUGCAUUUAAACAGCUUUUAAAGCUACGUUUAUGCCAACACAUUUUCAUCGCUAUCUGCAAUGAUUGAAUGUAUCCCCUGCCUUCUGAGAAGCCCUCUGUCUUCCACCUGUUAAUUAUGUUUUUACUGUGCUGUCUGAGUGACAAAAGUUAUUUAGAUGUUUUAUGUAAAUCUCAUUCUAUACUCAAAAUCAUGUUUAUUUAAAUGUUGCUACUCAUGUAACUUAACAAAUAAAAUGUGAUGUUAGAUA